This is a messenger RNA of Neurospora tetrasperma FGSC 2508, 1020 nucleotides long. RefSeq lists its product as uncharacterized. Gene Ontology annotation, biological process: translation. Bases 20 to 796 code for a protein of 258 amino acids. The transcript is spliced from 2 exons. The record is from RefSeq and is a predicted model, not a curated record. Lineage: Eukaryota; Fungi; Ascomycota; Sordariomycetes; Sordariales; Sordariaceae. Gene Ontology annotation, molecular function: structural constituent of ribosome. Gene Ontology annotation, cellular component: ribosome; mitochondrial large ribosomal subunit.
CCGCACACGACAACACACCAUGAACGUGACAGCACCGCUCUCCCGACGGCCUCUGGGCUGCCUCAAGGCCGGCCUAUGCCAGUCCCUCGUCCGGGGCUAUGCGACAGCCGUCGCUGCUUCCACCACCCAGUCUACCGGCGCCCUGCCCGAUCACAACUUUUUCAGGAUCGCCGAUAAGCACACCAAAAAGACUCGCACCGCUUUCGCCGUCUUCACACCCCCCAAGAGCCCGACGACCCUUCCUCCCUCGAGCGUAGUCACCAAGUCCAAAGCCUUCAAAAUCGCCAACUCGAAGCUGCCACCGCUCAUGACCAAGCCUCCCUCGGACCCGAUGCCGCUGUUGACCCAGCAGCAGAUCGCGCGUAUGGACCCGACCGGUGCGCGCACCGCCCUCUUUUCCAAGGCGCGCCAUGCCGCCCGCGUCGGCGACGUGCUCAUGGUGACGCACCGUCGCGGCGGCGAACCCUUUGCGGGCGUGUGCCUGGCCAUCCGCCGUUCGGGCAUCGACACGGCGAUCCUCCUCAGAAACCACCUCGGCAAGGUCGGCGUCGAGAUGUGGUACAAGAUCUACAACAAGAACGUGGCGGGCAUCGAGAUCAUCAAGAGGCGGGCCAAGCGCGCGAGACGCGCCAAGCUCAUGUACAUGCGCCAGCCCAAGCACGACAUGGGCAGUGUUGAGCAGUACGUGUUUGCCUGGAAGAAGAUGAGGAAGGUGUUGAGCAGUAAGGGCUUGACGGGCGGUGUUGGUGGUGGUGGUGGAAAGCAGAAGGGCCAGGAGUCCAAGAAGAAGAACUAAAUCUUUCUGGGUCUGAAUGUGCGAUGCUGGAUUGAGUCAGUGAGGGAGGGGAUUGUUCACUGAGACUUACGGGAUAUCCCUCCCCUUUUGGUUGAGGAAGCUACAGUGACCUCGAAAUGAGAGACAAGCCGGGAUCUGUGAGAAGAGGGGACAGACGACCGCUGUGUAUACCAUGUACAUGUAUGAUAAAUCCCCGGGGUAAAAGAAAUCUAUGGUUUUUUUUU